ACACCCUCAUUUCAUUCCAUCUAGAAGGGCGGCACAACUGUGGCACACAUUCAUUCUUCCAUGCCCACCUAUUUUAUAUUAUCAUUAGUUGACUCGAUGAUCGGCCGGGAAGAUAACCAUAGCAUUUUUCUCUGCUACACGACGUAAGAAUUUUGUCCAGAUUUUACUCUGUAAUAGUGAAGGACUAAAAGUCAAUAGGGAGCCGACAAUUUUUCCUCGUGUUUGAUAAAAUCAAAUGGGACGUUCGGAAGGGCUUCUAGGUAGUGGGUGCAUAUCCUUGUCAAGUUGCUUUCUUUACAUUUUUGGUCAAAUAUCUUCUUUUGAAUUAGCAUAACAUAAUGAGGCCCAUUUGAGCAGAACUUCCACAGUUUCUUCACAAAAGAACCAAAAUGGUCGUUACCGGCAGAGAUGAUGUUCCGGCAACGCUUAAGCCCGACUAUGAUAGAGCAAGUGAGUUGAAGGCUUUUGAUGACACAAAGCUCGGCGUUAAAGGACUAGUGGAUGCUGGGGUUAUUGAGAUCCCUCGUAUAUUCUAUAAUACACCGGAUGACUUUGACAACGUCUCAGCUUCUGGUGACACCCAGUUUAGUAUUCCUGUCAUAGAUCUCCAAGGCAUCGAGAAAGAUGUAAUAAAACGCAAGAAGAUUGUUGAAAGCAUUCGUGAUGCAUCGGAGACGUGGGGUUUCUUUCAGCUGGUCAAUCAUGGGAUCCCUGUGAGUGUUUUGGAGGAGAUGAAGGAAGGGGUGCGUAGGUUUCAUGAGCAAGAUACUCAAGUGAAGAAAGAGUUGUAUACGCGUGACCCCAAGAAACCGUGGGUGUAUAACAGCAACUUUGAUCUGUAUAGCGCUCCGGUGACUAAUUGGAGGGAUACAUUUUAUUGUCUAAUGGCACCUAAUCCCCCAAAGGCAGAAGACUUGCCAGCUGCAUGCGGAGAUAUACUGGAGCAGUACUCAAAGCAAGUGAUGAAGUUGGGGAUUUUAGUGUUCGGGUUAUUAUCAGAGGCUCUUGGGCUAAACCCAAACCACCUCAAUGACAUUGAUUGCACUGAGGGUCUUUCGGUUGCAUGCCAUUACUAUCCUGCUUGCCCACGGCCAGAGUUAACAAUUGGCACAAGCAAGCAUGCAGACGGUCCCUUCCUGACUAUUCUUCUACAAGACCAUAUUGGUGGCCUCCAAGUCCUUCAUCAGGACAAGUGGGUCGACAUCCCUCCGGUGCCAGGGGCUCUAGUGGUUAACAUCGGAGAUCUUCUACAGCUUAUAACAAACGAUAGGUUUAAAAGCGUUGAACACAGAGUAUUGGCAAACCAGGUCGGGCCCAGAGUAUCUGUGGCGAGCUUCUUUUCCACGGGUUCUCGGCCAACCUCAAAACUUUACGGACCCAUCAAGGAGUUAUUAUCAGAAGAUAAUCCUCCAAAGUAUAGGGAAACCACAGUGAGCGACUAUGCCAAUUACUUCUUGGAAAAAGGCCUUGAUGGGACUUCUCCGCUGCCGCAUUUCAGGCUCUAAACUUUGAUAACAUAUAUGAAUAAAUGGUUUCUGAGUUAGAUUUCCCAUUUUAAUUUUCCGUCUAGUUUGUGAGCUAAAUAAUGUAACGUAUUUACUAAACAAGUAUACAGUUAUAAAUAUUCUAGCUCCACACUUUGGUGAGCAGUCGUGUGUUGUUAUUAAUAAAGUAUACGAGUCAUUACGCCAUUGUAUCUCUAACAGGUAAACCUAUUGUACAACAAUUGUAAUUGAAGUCCUAUAUUUUUAUCUUA
Messenger RNA from Alnus glutinosa, 1756 nucleotides. RefSeq names its product 1-aminocyclopropane-1-carboxylate oxidase homolog 1-like. The record is from RefSeq and is a predicted model, not a curated record. NCBI's taxonomy places the organism in Eukaryota, Viridiplantae, Streptophyta, Magnoliopsida, Fagales, Betulaceae. The transcript is spliced from 3 exons. The coding region runs from base 390 to 1505 and encodes 371 amino acids.